Molecule: messenger RNA, 714 nt
Organism: Cyclocybe aegerita
Lineage: Eukaryota; Fungi; Basidiomycota; Agaricomycetes; Agaricales; Hemipholiotaceae
Source: the annotation of a GenBank genome assembly
AUGUACUACGUCGACCCCGCCUCACUUGACGACCUCCAGACCCGUGUAGAAUAUCUGCGGAAUUUCAUCGACUUUACAGCGGACGACGCUGCCGCUCUGCAUGCCGCUAAGGACGUCGUCGCACCGUUGGUGCCGGCUAUCGUCGACGCCGUCUAUGUCAAGCUUUUGUCGUUCGACAUCACCGCCAAGUCGUUUGUGCCACGCCAGACGGGCUAUACCGGCGAGGCCCCGACGAAGCUCGAAGACCUGAACGCUGAGCACCCCCAGAUCAAGUUUAGGAAGGAUUUCUUGGGCCGGUACCUCGUCAAGCUCGUCACGAUGGACUAUUCGAAGGCGGAGAGCUGGGAGUACCUCGACAAGGUCGGUCUGAUGCACACUGGCGCUGCUGGGUUCAAGCACUGCAUUAGCAAGCCCGCGCUGAGGGUGGAAUACAUCCAUUGCGCUAUCCUGCUGGGAUAUGUCGAGGAUAUCCUCGUCAACACCGUGAUUACCCACCCCACACUCGAUAUCCCCACCAAAAAUGCUGUCGCUCGCGCAGCGAACAAGCUUCUCUGGAUACAAAACGACCUCUUCGCCCGCCACUACAUCAAGAACGAGACCGAAGUCCUCACUCAGUCCGACGACACCAUCACCGUGAAGAAGUCGACCGCGGCUGCCACAGCCCUGGCCUUCCUAGUUCUCGGUGCUGUCUACGCCAAGGUCUUCCGGUCGUAA